This is a messenger RNA of Theileria parva strain Muguga, 1179 nucleotides long. RefSeq lists its product as uncharacterized. The record is from RefSeq and is a predicted model, not a curated record. Gene Ontology annotation, biological process: SCF-dependent proteasomal ubiquitin-dependent protein catabolic process. NCBI's taxonomy places the organism in Eukaryota, Apicomplexa, Aconoidasida, Piroplasmida, Theileriidae. Gene Ontology annotation, cellular component: SCF ubiquitin ligase complex. Bases 13 to 1179 code for a protein of 388 amino acids. The transcript has 7 exons.
UUUAUAUGUAUAAUGAAGAAGAAAAGAAAGCUAAACUCGACACAUAUAGUUGAUCUUCCAAAUGAUGUGAUAAAGUUAAUAGUUUCAUAUUCUCCAAGAGAAUGCUUGCAAGUCUCAAAAUUCUUUUGCAGAAUUGUUAGAAGUUUAAGAACUCAGAUUAAAGUAGCAGACUGCAAAAAAUAUAAUAUAUCAUCGAAAUCAAUCCUUAAUGCGAUAUUCAGCUCUCAUAACAUCAUUACACUAAAUGUUAAUGGAUGGACCAAAUGGAAUGAUAGUUCCCUGCAAUAUUUCUCACGAAUGAUAAAGUCUGGAUAUUUUAAAAAUUUAAGAGAGCUCCACAUGAGAAAUUGCAACAACGUAUCAAACAAAUCCUUACACAUUUUCCUACCAAAUAUCGGAAAGAAUCUCCGGGUUUUGGAUCUUUUUAACUGUAAAAAUAUAACUCAUAAGGCUUUUGGAAUGUCAAAUGAGAAUUUACAAUCUUUAUAUCUUGGAUAUUCAAAAACUACACAUGUGCCUUCCGAGAACUCCCAAGUUCUAGAAUUUUUUUUCAAUACGGUUCUAAGCAAAAAACCCAUAAUUCUGUUUCCAAAACUCGAAAGAUUACAGCUGUUUAACUACUCUGGAAUUAAAUCCCUUUCUCCCCUUGUAAAUAUUUCUAAAACUCUGAAAUUUCUCGACAUUCGAGGCUGCACAUCAAUUGAUCCCAGUGAAUUCAAGCAUCUUUCAAGGCUAACUAAACUAGAGGAACUUCACAUAGGGAGGCAUGUUGAAAAUGAUAUACUUUUGGAGAUAAUUAACUCUUGUAAUAAUAUUUCCGUGCUAGAUAUUUCUGAAUCUCAAGUUUCAUUUGAAGUUGUCGAGGCCAUGUGCUCUAAACUUACAAAGCUUUCAAGGCUUAAGAUGACUAAGUGCAGUACAAUCACGAAUGAGUUUUUUUCCAUGAUUUUGACAACUUUAUCUCAUCUUUCACUUAUUGACGUAUCGCAUUGUUGGAGACUAACAAACUCAAUGUUCGACUCGGUUCGUAAAAUCGCAGCAGGGGACAAGUUAUCUAAAAUUGGGAUUUACAUGUGCUGUAUAGACAGCGUAAAGCUGGUGUACAAAUUUAAUUGUGCGGGAGCCAGGGAUGUAAUUACGGUAGUACACGCGGAACUGCAAAUCGACAAUAAACCGUGA